UUCCCACGCUCUCUUAACCUAUUGGCUCCAUCACUGACUUUUACCAUUUUAUAGUGUCCCCAAAUUACUUAUAUAUAAGCAUGCUACUGAGGUUUCUUAUUUUCACUCUAUAAGAAACAGAGCAACUCUGUUUUUCUCUUUUCUCUUCACAUUCCCACACUCAAAAUGGCUUAUUCCUCCAAUUUCUUUUCACAAGACCAUUCACUCACUUUGAAUCCAAAAACCCACCACGAGUUUCUCCCCUUCAACGAAAACGACCCCGAAGAGAUGCUUCUAUACGGCAUGAUAACAUCAUCAUCAUCAUCAUCAUCAUCAUCAUCAUCAUCUUCACAACAACAACAACAAAAACUAACCACUAGUAACAAAGAGAAAACCACCAAGUCCUACCGCGGCGUUCGACGGAGACCGUGGGGGAAAUUCGCGGCGGAGAUACGAGACUCAACUCGGCAUGGCAUAAGGGUUUGGCUUGGAACAUUCGACAGUGCUGAAGCGGCGGCACUGGCUUAUGAUCAAGCUGCUUUUGCAAUGAGAGGUUCAGCUGCAAUACUGAAUUUUCCGGUUGAGAAGGUGAGGGAGUCGCUUAGGGAUAUGAAUUAUGUGGUGUCUGAGGAUGAUGAGUGUUCGCCUGUUGUUGCUUUGAAGAGGAAGCAUUCGAUGAGACGGAAAAUGGAUGAGAAGAAGAAGAAACAUGAGAGAGAUGUUGUUGGGAUAGAUAAUUUGGUCGUGUUUGAAGAUCUUGGUGCUGAAUAUUUGGAACAGUUGUUGAUGUCUUAUUGUUGAUGUUUUUUGACGAUUAAGAUUAGAAGUAUUUGGUGCAUUGAUAUGAUGGGAAAAUGUGUAGUUUGUAUUUGUUAAUUAAGUUAUAUUUUUAAUCUUUAUUUGUAUACAAGUGUUUAUUGAAUCUUUAUAGCUUCGAUUAAAAAUUAAUUACUUGAAUGAACCAAGUUUGAAUUU
Messenger RNA from Vicia villosa (hairy vetch), 954 nucleotides. RefSeq names its product ethylene-response factor C3-like. Gene Ontology annotation, molecular function: DNA binding; DNA-binding transcription factor activity. Bases 166 to 780 code for a protein of 204 amino acids. Gene Ontology annotation, biological process: ethylene-activated signaling pathway; regulation of DNA-templated transcription. The record is from RefSeq and is a predicted model, not a curated record. The transcript has a single exon. Lineage: Eukaryota; Viridiplantae; Streptophyta; Magnoliopsida; Fabales; Fabaceae.